AUGCUUUUUACUUUUGUACUUGGGGUUUUGGUCAGCUUGAGAUCUUCUCAUGCUUCUCUCUUUAUCACUUCACCAGUUCAAAGUACAAAUUGUGUUGGAGGAAAACCAUGCCUUCUUACUUGGACAAAUGAUAAAGCUUUACCUGAGUUAAGUGCUUAUGGAACCAUGAAUGUUGGACUUUGGACUGGAAGUGAAACUCAACAAAUCGAAUUAAUCAAAUUAGGACACAUUGAUCCUAAGGAAAGUAGUACUAUGAACGUUAUUAUACCCCCAAAGACUGGACCAAAUGGAAACCAAUAUUUUAUUCGAAUGGAUCAAGCUGUACCUGAUCACCCAGGCGAUCCAUACCAAGCCUUCAGCGCUCACUUUGAUUUGUCUGGAAUGACUGGAGGGGUAGCUCCUGUUGUACCACCUUCACCACCACAUCCUGAGCCAGCUAAAGGAGUGAUUGGAGGUCCAAAUUCUAGUAUAAUCGUAGCCGUCCCACCUAGUUCUCCAACUGGAGCUCCAGUCGUUGGAAGGAUUGCAGGUACAGGUUCAUCUAAUAGUGUUUCUACUGCUUCACUUCCUGUUCUACCACAAACACCAUCUGCUUCAUUCUCUUCUCCUUCACCUAUGGCUACACCUCAAACACCUCCUUCUUCUAUUACUUCAGCUUUUUAUUAUUUUGUGCUUGCUAUUUUGUUAUGA
Messenger RNA from Melampsora larici-populina 98AG31, 690 nucleotides. RefSeq lists its product as uncharacterized. The coding region runs from base 1 to 690 and encodes 229 amino acids. Gene Ontology annotation, biological process: cell wall biogenesis; (1->6)-beta-D-glucan biosynthetic process. The transcript has 8 exons. NCBI's taxonomy places the organism in Eukaryota, Fungi, Basidiomycota, Pucciniomycetes, Pucciniales, Melampsoraceae. The record is from RefSeq and is a predicted model, not a curated record.